Molecule: messenger RNA, 507 nt
Organism: Phytophthora sojae
Lineage: Eukaryota; Oomycota; Peronosporomycetes; Peronosporales; Peronosporaceae
Exons: 1
Coding region: 1-507 (168 amino acids)
Source: RefSeq, a predicted model, not a curated record
AUGAAGGUUGAGGAGUGGGCGUUCCUGGACGAAUGGUGCGGAGCGAUGAGGGAACUCUUUGCAUCCACGGAGAGCUCCGCGACAGUGUGGCAGUGGGGACCGGACUACAGCCUAGCACUACGAUUCACCAUCGUUCCCCCUCGAACCAAGAAGUUGACUCCAAAUGAACGUUUAAAGCAGCUCAAGACACUUCGUGAGGGGCUCGCUCUAUUUGCUGCAGUGGCGUGGAUCAACGUUGACGCACUGAUCUCCUUGCUCAAGUCAAAUGGCGUGUGCGAACCCAGAGAAGAGGUGCAGCACCACGAGUUCAUGAUGGCGGAGCUGCCCGUAUUCGUUGAGCUCGAAGUAACGAGCAAGCUCUGCAGUGACCAAAGCAGGGGAUCUCGUGGGUACAAGAAGACCUCGUAUCUCUGUGUUGCCAACUGGACCAACGUAAUACCAGUCAAGCAUUCCAGGAGGCGUGGACGAAAGUUGAAGGGCUCUGUAGAAACAAGUCACAUCCUCUGA